GGUAGAAAGCUCGCUGCCUUCAAGGUGUUGCUUUAUUUAAUGCUCGCUGUGUCGUAUCGUUGCGAGCUGCCCUGUUUGUCUGCUGCGUAUGUGCAGAAAAACAGUAGGAGCACCAAUUCUAAACUAGACGGCACGAAAGACUUCAGUUACAUUUCACCCCUGGGUCUCCAGUCAAGCAUCCCAUAGUGAACGCUUCAUGUUAUGACUAUUAGUUGUCAUGCAUAAAUAAUCUUCAAUUGGAGGCUAAUCAUACUGGCUCCCACAGUAAAUAUAUGGUCUGUAUGUUCUGCUUUUGCAAGUCAUGUGCUCUCCGAAGAUUUUCCAUCCAGCCUGCCCAGCAGAGGAAGAUUCCAAACCGGUAUUUGGGCCAGCCCAGCCCCUUCACACACCCACAUCUGCUCAAACCAGGAGAGGUAACCCCAGGAUUGUCUCAGGUGGAAUAUGCUCUUCGCCGACACAAGCUGAUGGUGUUGAUCCAGAAGGAAGCCCAAGGCUGGGAUGGUUUGGACCACACAGUGAUUCUGCUGUCCAACCCCACAUACUACAUGAGCAAUGAUAUCCCCUAUGUUUUCCACCAGGACACUAAUUUCCUGUACCUCUGUGGGUUUCAGGAGCCUGACAGCAUCCUGGUGCUGCAGAGCAUUCCUGGCAAAGCGCUGCCAUCUCACAAAUCCAUACUCUUUGUGCCCCGGAGAGAUCCAAAUCGAGAGCUGUGGGAUGGGCCUAGAUCAGGCCCAGAUGGGGCAAUUGCUCUCACAGGAGUAGAUGAAGCUUACACCAUUGAGGAGUUCAGGCACUUGGUGGCCAAGCUUAAAGGUGAGUCAAACAUGGUUUGGUAUGACUUGAGAAAACCAGUGCAUGCAGAGCUGCACUCUGACUACAUGCAGCCCCUGGCUGAGGUAAAAGCUCGGAGCAAAAACCGCAUCCAGGGUGUUCGACACCUCGUGCAAAACCUUCGUCUGAUCAAAUCCCCUGCAGAGAUUGAGAGGAUGAAGAUAGCUGGCCGGGUGACAGCAGAGGCUUUCACAGAGACGAUGUUUGCCAGUAAAUCCCCUGUGGAUGAAGCCUUUCUGUAUGCAAAGUUCGAAUUCGAGUGCCGGGCUCGUGGUGCUGACAUCUUGGCAUACCCCCCUGUUGUUGCUGGUGGCAACAGAUCGAACACUUUGCACUAUGUGAAGAAUAAUCAGCUCAUCAAGGAUGGUGAACUGGUCUUGCUGGAUGGUGGAUGUGAAUUUUCCAGCUAUGUGAGUGACAUCACACGUACCUGGCCUGUCAAUGGAAGGUUCACCAAACCCCAAGCAGAACUGUAUCAAGCUGUUCUGGAUAUUCAGAAGUCCUGCUUGAGCCUCUGCUCCCCUGGCAUGAGUCUGGAAAAUAUCUACAGCCUCAUGCUGAGCCUUAUUGGACAGAAACUAAAAGACUUGGGUGUCUUGGAGAGCAGCAUCACUGAUAGCCAUUUCUUCAAGGCUGUUGGAAAGUACUGCCCUCAUCACGUCGGCCAUUACUUGGGCAUGGAUGUUCACGAUACCCCAGAUAUAUCCCGAUCGCUCCCCUUCCAGCCAGGCAUGGUGAUAACCAUUGAACCAGGCAUCUAUAUCCCUGAGGAUGAUUUGAGUGCUCCAGAGAGGUUUCGUGGCAUUGGUGUGCGCAUCGAGGAUGAUGUUGUGAUAACAGAGGAUACACCUCUUGUCUUGUCUGCUGACUGUCCCAAGGAUAUCUACCACAUUGAGCAGAUCUGUGGCCGCAGCUCAUGAUGCCCCUUCCCUCUUUCAUCCUCCUUGGGAGAUGCAACUCUGCAGGGAUGCAGGUCCCUUAGCUGGCUGUAAUUGUCAAGUGAUGGAAGGCAUGGACAGUUGAUGGCUGUUUCCAAGACUGGGACUGGGCAGUGGAACCCAAAGGCCUUGGGUGCUGAGGGAUGAAAAAGCAAAGCAACCUUUUCUGUGCGCAGUUUUCUUCUGAUUUGUGCUGACGUUGAACUGUUGUAUGAUGUGGGAAUGGAUUCAUCUCUCCGCUGUGAGGAUCCAUGUGUUCUGGGGCCCUUGGGAGGGGCUGCAUUUUGUCAGUGCCACCAGAUGCAUGGGCACAACAGCAGAGACCAAGGCCCCCUUUUUUCCCCUUAGUAGCAGUUUCACAACAGUCAGAUUUUUAAAAUGAGGCUUUUAUAAAUGCUGGUUUGGUUUGGUUUGGUUGACACUAAGAAAGUGUCAGCUUGAAUUUUAUAGAGCCAUGUAAGGAGAGAGUCUGGUAAUCAGGAAGAUGGGUUUGGUGGAGAGGUGGUUGUAACUGAAGCCCAUGGAGAGUUCUUUUAGUAUUUUAAGGAUAAGGAUUAGGCCUUGUUCAGGCAUAUGCAAAACAGGCCCGCAGCAGGGAAAAACACCUUGUCUUUCAGCUUAUUGGAGUGUUUGGUAAUUUCAAAAAUACAAAUAGGGCUGAGAAGGCUAGGCAUAUAUCUCCUUGCUGUCUUCCACAUUCCCAUCCUUUUGUCUCAAAGGUCCAUUCCUUUGUCCUGCUCUGAGCCCCUCUCUACCCUAGGAAGCAGGGCCAUGUUGCUUAUGCUGGACUCCACUGAUGAGCUGUUGGUUGUUACCCAGAUGUGAGGUGUCCAGUUCUGGGACAGUCACAGCACCUUUCUGGCUUAUGCUUGCCAUGUGCUGCAAGUGCCAGCAACUUCAGCAAUGUGGUUUUGAAGAGUCUGCCCUAUG
This is a messenger RNA of Ficedula albicollis (Collared flycatcher), 2702 nucleotides long. It is a transcript of the gene XPNPEP3, whose product is annotated as X-prolyl aminopeptidase 3, mitochondrial. The record is from RefSeq and is a predicted model, not a curated record. Gene Ontology annotation, molecular function: metalloaminopeptidase activity; manganese ion binding. Lineage: Eukaryota; Metazoa; Chordata; Aves; Passeriformes; Muscicapidae. Bases 273 to 1754 code for a protein of 493 amino acids. Gene Ontology annotation, cellular component: mitochondrion. The transcript has 10 exons.